This is a messenger RNA of Arachis ipaensis, 1275 nucleotides long. Lineage: Eukaryota; Viridiplantae; Streptophyta; Magnoliopsida; Fabales; Fabaceae. The record is from RefSeq and is a predicted model, not a curated record.
AUGAUGCAGGACCUGGAGCGCCAGCUGGCAAACCGGGAACAUCGCCAACAAACCCCCGAAUCAAGCUACUCCCGUUCCCCUCCGAGAAGCCACUCCCGGCGAACAGCUAGCCCACGAUCUGAGCCCGAGAGCGCCAGGGAGGAAGGACGCCCAAGAAGACACUGCGACCCCAUCAUUAACACCAGGCGCGAAAGGAGACGCACCACAGAUCGAGACCGGGAAGACCCCCCCCCCACCCCCCCGAGAAGCCGCUCCCGACGAACAGCUAGCCCACGAUCUGAGCCCGAGAGCGCCAGGGAGGAAGGACGCGCAAGAAGACGUCGCGACCCCAUCAUUUACACCAGGAACGAAAGGAGGCGCACCAUAGAUCGAAACCGUGAGGACGCUCGUUGGGAGGACGACGAGGGAAGAACAACGAGAACGCGAGGACCAGUGAUAAUGGGCGCAACUCCAUUUCAUCGUUCCAUCAUCGAGGUCCGGCUGCCAAAGCACUUUGAUAAGCCAACGGAUAUGAGGUACGACGGAACCCAAGACCCACAGGAGCACCUCACGGCUUUCGAAGCCAGAAUGAACCUGGAGAGAGUGGGAGACGAGGAGAUCCAAAGUGUAGCCAGGGAAUACAUUAAUGAUGAGGAAGUCAGUCAGGUCGUGGCCGCCAACAAGCGGAAGCCCGCCUACAACCAAACCCGGCAGCACGGCAUCAGGGAGAGACAGAAGGAACACGCCAGAGACGGCGGUCCGAGCAAGACGUCCCGAGCGUUUCCUCGUGUUGGAAAAUUCACCAAUUACACCCUCCUCACCGUCCCCAUUGUAGAAGUUUACCAGCAGAUAGCCGAGAAGGAAAUUCUGUCGAAACCCCGACCUCUGAAGGACCGGACCGGGGGAAACAAGAGCCACUAUUGUGACUAUCACAAAGGCUAUGGACACAAGACACAGAAUUGUUUCGACCUAAAGGACGCGUUGGAACAAGCAAUCCGGGACGGAAAACUGGCUAAGUUCUCCCAUCUCAUCAGGGAGUCGAGGAGGCGAGAUCGCGACCACAAAAGAGAGGACAAGACCCGUGCGGUGAAGCGACGCAAAGAGACGGAGGACGACGAGCGCGGUCUCACCAUUGUGAAUGUGGUAACAGCACGAGACGCACCUCCCAAGUCUAGAUCGGCACAUAGGAAAGAUGCCAAGAUCCUGGCGGUCUCAUUGUCCUCUCUGCGAAGCCCAAAGAGGCUCCCACCCAUCUCAUUCGGCCCUGAGGACCAAUGGUCAUCACGGCCAGGGUAG